Aethina tumida (small hive beetle) is the source of this 6704-nucleotide messenger RNA. Its product is annotated as latrophilin Cirl. The record is from RefSeq and is a predicted model, not a curated record. Bases 396 to 4442 code for a protein of 1348 amino acids. Gene Ontology annotation, molecular function: G protein-coupled receptor activity; carbohydrate binding. Gene Ontology annotation, biological process: cell surface receptor signaling pathway; adenylate cyclase-activating G protein-coupled receptor signaling pathway. The transcript has 17 exons. Gene Ontology annotation, cellular component: membrane. Lineage: Eukaryota; Metazoa; Arthropoda; Insecta; Coleoptera; Nitidulidae.
GCAUUCCCGACGCGCGAGGGCGCCCCAUUCCGCCAUCUACGUUUACUUUCUUCUCGAACGUCGCAUCGGCUGGUCGCACGGCCCGCUCGUUUGCCAUCGUCCGUCGACUGUGUAUGACCCCUUGGUACUUGGUGUGUGAAGCUAUUUGGUAGCGCAGUGCGUCCGGCCGCCACAGCCACCCGAACUUUGCCUGCUGCGAUACGCGUGCACGAAAUUCAAAUUGGCCCAGUCCAAAAGAACGUUUCCACCGUCACUUCUUCGAGUGCAAGUCUUGUUUUCUGUACCCAAGCGCCUUCAAUCUCUUACGUGGUUAUGUGCGUAUACCUUGUGCUGUGAAUGUUACUUUAAGCCAACUGUGUUUAGUGAUUCUACUCAUCUUAUUAUAAUGGAUUACUAUGUUUAUAAAACGUCCACAUGGCGAACAUGACAAAAUAAUAAUUGACAGAUGGUUUAAGAAGGGUGACGGUACUAUGGCCUGGCAUGGGAAGGUCCAGCCCGGUCUACUACUUCUUCUACUUUCUUUUGUGGUGAUAUCAGAGGCAACAAAAAGUAUAGGUGAAUAUCCAAUUCCAACGCCGAGGAUUAAAAAAUAUCGAUAUGAAACGGCUUAUGCUUGUGAGGGAAAAACGCUUAAGAUUGAAUGUAAAGAAGGGGAGUUAAUUAAGUUAAUACGGGCGAAUUAUGGUAGGUUCUCGAUAACAAUAUGCAACGAUCACGGAAACACCGACUGGAGCGUCAACUGCAUGUCACCGAAGUCCCUCCAAGUACUGCUCAGGAGCUGUGUCCAAAAUGACAAUUCAACAUGUAUUAUAGAUGUCAAUAAUGAAGUGUUUGGUGAUCCCUGUCCAGACACACACAAAUACAUUGAAGUGCAGUAUUAUUGCGACGCUACAACAACAACCACAACAGUUAGACCUAGUCCACCAUGGCUCAUUACAUCACAAUCACCAAUGUGGAGUACUGUAAAACCUUCAGCUAGGCCACCACCUCCCCCUCCUAAAGUUUCAGUCACGCCACCGAACCGGCCGGCAUCGACUACCGCGACGACGGCGCUGACCACGAGGGCCAGACACCAGGCGAACGCCCCGAACACGCCGCCGACGCCGGUUCAGUUGCCCAACAAUGAGGAGGACAGGAACACGAUUCCGGACGAGAUCACCACCUUGCCGUACACUACAACUGCGCCGAGGAGGAUCACAUACGAAAGCACUUUACCAAAUACCGAUAUAUCAUCGGUCCCGAGCGUAAUACCGCUGGCGAACGAUGAAGAUUUACCGAACCAUUGCGCCGCGAAAAAAGUACGGGGCGUCCAGUGGAACCGCACAAGAGUCAACGAGACCAAAACGCAAACGUGUCCGGAUGGGACGCAGGGCUUCGCCAAGUGGCAUUGUGUGGAGAUCAACAACAGUCCGCAGUGGUCGCCCCAAUAUCCAGAUCUCAGCGAGUGCAAAUCGAUGUGGCUGGCCAGCCUCGACAUGCGGGCAGCCAGAGAUCCGCCGAUAUCGAUAGCCAGCGAUUUGUCGAAGGUAACAAGUAGCAAGACGCUGUACGGAGGCGACAUGAUCAUCACCACCAGGAUCAUACAAAAAAUGACGCAGAAAAUGUCGAAGGACAUUCAGACGUUCCCCGAUACGAGACAACGCGAGGAGAUCGUCACUGAGCUGCUUAUAGAUGUCGCUAAAACUGGAAGUAAUUUACUAGACUCAUCUCAGCAUCCCUCUUGGAGAGAUUUAAGCUACAAAGAACAAAUGAGCGUCGCUACGUCGCUACUUAUCGGUCUCGAGGAAAAUGCAUUCUUAUUAGCAGACACUGUUAUGAGCAACAAAAUCGUCGACAAGGAAUUUAAAAAUAUCUUGUUGUCCGUACGAGUGUUGGACACGAAGUCAUUGACGACCGAAGUGUUCCCGUCAAACGCAAACACCAAAUGGAUAGCCAGCAACGACUCAAUCGAGCUGCCAAAGGGCGCCCUGCUCGAGAACAGCGACGGCAACUUCGUGCGUCUGGUGUUCAUUGCGUUCGACCGUUUGGAGGAGAUCCUGCACUGGCACCCGGACACCACGGACGCCGCCAACAACAAAAACGUAACCAGAAUAUUGAACAGCAAGGUAAUAUCGGCCAGCUUGGGCAAGGGUCGCCACAUCCAGCUUAGGGAGCCCGUGAAGCUGACCAUGAAGCACCUGAAGGUGGAGAACGUCAGCAAUCCGACCUGCGUGUUCUGGGACUACACCACGAACGCGUGGUCCGAGGAGGGGUGCAAGGUGGACGCGUCCAGCUCCAACAACACCCAUACCGUCUGCUUGUGCGAUCACUUGACGAAUUUCGCCAUACUGAUGGACGUGCACGCCGUCUAUUUACCGGUGCAGCACGAAAUCGCAUUGAAGGUUAUCACUUAUGUGGGAUGCGUAAUAUCCAUUAUAUGUCUGAUGUUGGCCGUCAUUACGUUCCUUGUAAUCAAAGGAAUUAAGAGCGAUCGAAAUACCAUUCACUUGAAUCUUUGUCUUUGUCUUUUUAUUGCCGAAAGUAUAUUCUUGGUCGGCAUCAGUCAGACCCAAAAUAGAACCCUCUGCGGUGUCUUCGCUGGGCUGUUGCAAUAUUUCUUCUUGUGUGCAUUUAUAUGGAUGUUCAUCGAAGGUUUCCAAUUAUAUGUCAUGUUAAUAGAAGUAUUCGAAGCCGAGAAAUCUAGGAUUAAGAAGUACUGUUGCUGUGCUUAUGGCAUUCCCAUCCUUAUCGUAGGUAUAUCAGCACUCGUAUACCCACAAGGAUACGGAACUGAACGGCACUGCUGGCUUCAAACCGACAAUUAUUUUAUAUAUAGUUUUGUUGGAAUUGUAAUGUUUAUUUUAGCCUUAAAUGUAAUAUUUUUAAUAAUGGCCAUUGUAAUGAUGUGCCGACAUGCGAGCGCAUCGGUCUCAAUGAAAAACAAGGAACAUUCCCGCUUGGCGAGCACCAGUGGAAAGGAGGAAAAUGCACUACAAAACAAAUUGCAAGUUCACUUGGCAUGGCUGAAGGGCGCAUUCGCCCUAGUGUUCCUGCUAGGUCUCACAUGGACCUUCGGCUUCUUGUACCUCAACGAAGAAUCCGUGGUCAUGGCGUACAUAUUCUGCGUCUUAAACUCCUUGCAGGGGCUCUUCAUUUUCGCCUUCCACUGCGUCCAAAACGAAAAGAUACGGAAGGAGUACCGCAAGUUCAUAAGAAAACAUUCCUGGUUACCGAAAUGUCUGAGGUGCUCCAAGCCCGGCAGCGGCACUAACAGCAGCAGCGGCAGCUCCGGGAUGGCCAAGGAACGCAGGACUAGCGUGUACGCGGGCUCGAACGGCAAUCCAUCCGGAACCAAUUCACAUUCGACAGAUAACUCGGUGUUGUCGCCUCACGGAACUAGUUUACAACGGGGUUGGAAUUCCCAGAGUUGCAGCAAUGUCAAUCACGUUGGCAAAACUCCUGUAACCACUUCUACUUCGGUCAACAUGGCUGCUACUCUGUGUCGCCCAAUAUGUCCUGGAAACUUCACCCCUCCUCCCGCUGAUCUAAAAUCUAACACGUCUACUUUACCUUACAUUAGAAAUUUUUGUAAAAAUACCGCUCUUACUCCUAACAUGCCCAAAUCUGUCUCUACUUGGGGUCCGUUACAAAAACCCCACUGGAAGAACAUUUCUUUUAAGUCAUAUAGCCGUGAUUCUGGCCACGGUGGUUCUGAGAAGGAGGAUUCGCCGCGAUCCCACGCCAUUAUAGCCGACCUAAGACUGAACGUGAACACGAACACAUCGAGACGGUACAUGCCCGGUAGCGAGGACGCGGCCACACAAGGCGGCACCUUAGGCCCGAACAGCCAACAGCAAAUAUACAAUGAUUACGGCAUGCGCAUGCAGAACACGAUACCACACCCGAAACACUUGCCCCUGAACCAAACCUUACAGCCGCACGGCACCCGCAAGAAGAACGGCGGCACAUACAAGCCGGGCGGCUACUGGAGCCACCACACCUACACCGAAAUAUUCGACGGCAGACAGCACAGAGGCUUGUACGAGGACGAUCCGGUUUACGAGGAGAUCGAACGCAACGAGAUCCAGGUGUCGGACAUGAGCGACGAGGACGGUAAGCGACAGAGCGACAUGAGCAGACAAUCGUCGCGUUCUUACGGCGACCACCGUCCACUAAUACCCCAUAGUCCGGGCACCGACCGCGGUAUCCUGGAUGUGAAGCACAAUCAAGCCAAAGAGAUGCACAGAUACGCCGGAUCGGCGGGCGCCGCCGAACUGGAGCCGUACAGAAUACGACCGAACAUGUACCGUGGCGGCGGCGGCAGCGGCACCGAGGCGGCCAGAUCGUUGGCCGCCGUGCUGGACGGCGAGACCGUCGUGUGCCACUUGGAGCCGCCCGAGAUGUAUUUGCGUGACCCGUACAUGUCUAGAACUCUGGGCAUGCCACCCUAUAGUGAAAGUUAGGAAACUGCCAUUUGCAAGUGAAUAUCUGUGAUUACCACAUGAUCAGACUUUUUCGGUCAUUAUUAUUAUUAAUUAAGUUAAGGAGCUCAGCUUAAUGAAUGAUUAUUGAAAGAAAGGAAGUGAUAAUUUUAUAAUAUUGAUAUUAUUAUAGUAACUGUAAUGAACCUAUUUUAUUAAAAGGGAAGCUUUUAGUGAGGAUCUUCCAAAAUCAAUUUACUUUUUGUAAUAUAAAAAUCAAUUUCUACUUACGCUCUUUUCUAAUUGUACAAAUUGAAAAUUGUUCAUAUACACUAGAUGUUAAACUUGCUCUCCAUAACACAACAUUCAAGUCAUUCCAGCUUUGGAGGGUCAAUAACGUAAAAUUUUGCAAGCAAGUGAGAGAAAGCAAGUUUAAUUACUUUUGAAAUCAUAAUAUUUAGCGUCAUAUAUAUUUAGGUUUAGAUUUAGUAUAUGAACAAUUUAAAUUAUUAACACUCUAGAUACGUUAGUUGUGUAUAUAAUUUAUUUAUGUGUUAUUUUAGAAUUCCAAUUGGCAACUGAUUUAUUUUUCUAAGUAUGAAGGAUUGAAUGACAAGAUUCCCUUGCGUAUUUUAAUUUCGAUCAAUGAAUUAGUCUUGACAUGUAUGACUGUUUUCAAUAGAAUUGACUUCCUCUAUGUGUACAUGUAUAAUAAGUUAUCAAGUAAUUGACAUCUGUAUGCAACAGUGGAUGCUUUUUCAAUAAAUUAGGUCAUAACAUAGUAAAUUUAGAACAAAUUAUUUUCCAUAUUCAUUAGUUACAUAAUAAUGUAUAUUAUUUACCAGUAGAACGAACGAAAUUAAUUUAUUUGCACCCAUAAUCUACGUGAAAAAUCACUUAUUGUUAGGAUAAAACGUCUGUAUAUUUUUGUUAACAAGACGUGAUUUUUCAUCUGGAUCCGAAUCCAUUUACGUUUUACUGGGAUCAUUUAUAUUUUAGUGCUUUUUAAGCCAUACCUAGCCAGCACAUAUGUAUAUAAAUAUAGAAAUAUCUGACGCAUUAAACCUUUGGCACUUGUUGGCAUUCUAAUAAUCAUUUUUAGUAAACCAGAUAUAUAAACGACUGUACAUACACUGGGUCUCAAAAAAAAUUCACAACACCCGUUGAUAAUGUAGAAAAUCUACAAGAACGUAGUUCCCACAUACAGUGCCGAACUUUUCCUUUGCACCGUUGCAAAAGCCCAAAAGUUCGAUGAUGUAUUUAACUAUAAACUAUUCGGUAAAACGUUGAAUGUUCUCAUUCAUGUGAUCAAUGUUUCUAAUAACUCGCAUUCCUUGAAUGGAACAUGCGUAUUUAAAUGUUUACGCAUGUAGGUUUAAGACAGUAAGCUAUCGACACUUGUUCUUGAAGAUUAUCAAAAUGUGUUUUUAUUUUGAUCUGAAAUUGCACUUAAAACGUUAAAAUUAAAUGUUUUCACCUGUUAUACUUCAAUCCUAUGCUAUUUCGAGUCAAAUAUUACUUAAUAGUACUUACAAUACGAUAUUUACAUUAUAGUAGUUGAGAUGUAGGUAAUGUUUGACUCCCCCAAAACGAUGGUAGACUAAAAUAGGAUGUAUUUUUUAUAUAAUAAACAACUAAUAAAUAAAAUAUAUGUGUUCCCAAUCAUAUGUCAAAUGUAUGUCAUACUAAUAAGGUGGUAUUCCUAUAGUUUUUUAAAUGUAUGUUAUAUAAAUCUUAAGAUUACUGGCUCAUAAUUAUAGAUCGAGUAAAAGCCUUUGAUUUGUCUGUAUGGAGACCCAGAAUUAAUGUUUUAAUGUUAUAUAUAUUUAUCCAUGUUCAGAGCAGAUGCUUUGAAAACUUGGAUACUGAGCAUCCAACAAUCCAGGGGAAUGAGAUAUUUCCAACCAUCUUUUCUACUACUACUACUACCACUACUUCAUGUUUUAAUUUCUUAAAUUUAUUAUUGUAAUUCUAUUAAAUUAAUGCAUAAAGUGGUAUUCAUUGUAUAUGUAUAAUGUAUACAUAACUUUCAUAUUACAAAACUAGUAAUAAAAACACAUACAAUGUUGAUUACUUUUGUGUUAAGUUAUUACAAUAAUUACAGUGUAUAUAUUGUAUAGUGCUUUGUACAUGUUGAUUUAUUGAAUGGUAUGACUUAGUCAGGCGUAAUAAUAAUAUAAAAUUUGUUAAUGCUGUGGCUUUUUAGGACUGGCCACAGCCCCAAAAAAACUACACAAAAAUGUAUUAAAUUUUAUUAUAAAAUCACGAAGUCUGACCAAUAAAGUAAUUUACUUGUAGACUUUA